AUGUUGGCAAAGGUAGUGAAUGGCUGCACUGACAGGUGGGAGUGCAGCAAACAAGUAGCAACCGUUCCUGCUAUUCAGCAGAAAAGAACUGUAGCAUUUCUAAACCAGUUUGUGGUUCACACCGUACAGUUUCUCAACCGAUUUUCUACUGUUUGUGAAGAGAAAUUGUCAGCACUCUCUCUCCGUAUCCAACAAAUUGAAACAACGCUCAACAUUCUGGAUGCAAAGUUGUCCUCUAUUCCUGGCCUAGAAGACGUCAAAUAUGAAGUGUCCAAUGUAAAUUUGAAUAGUGUUACAAAUGGUCCUGUUGCACAAGCUACUACAGAUCAACAGACAAGUAUAUCACCUCAGUCUGGACACUAUCAGAACAAUAUAAAUGAAGAAGGGUUACAGAAAACGGAAGUAGUAACAGAAAAUAUCAGAACUGUUGCCAAGGAUCCAAGAUAUGCCAGAUAUCUCAAAAUGGUACAAGUGGGCGUUCCUGUAAUGGCAAUACGAAACAAAAUGAUUUCUGAGGGGCUAAAUCCAGAUCUUCUUGAGACCCCAGAUGCCCCCGUGCCUGCUUGGGGAGAUGAUGGGAAUGCAGAAGAGAGUUCUGAUAGUGAAUCUUCGUUCAGUGACUAAAGAAACUGGUUUCAGCCUUUGGAAACUUCUGUUAAGUGCUAAUGUGUUUGAAGCCCUAGCAGAGAAUGUUAUGCUUGGGCCACAUGGAUGAUGAUUUGUCUGACAGCUUUUCUUAGCACUCAGACCUGUCAUGUUCUCUCCCAGGAAGUUUGAACAGGCAGGGUGUUCAAACCUGAACCUUUCCACCGUGAGAAUUAAUCAUGAGAUCCUUGCAAUUGUCGAUAGUGCAUUAUUUCAGGUUCUUUCCGAUUCUUCUGAAAUUACUUUGUAAAACUAAAAAUUCCACACCUCUGAACCUAGGUCUCCAAGGCUGCAUUGUGGUCAUUAUUAGACUUUUUAUGUAACACUGUUAGUCUAAGUUGCCUUCUUUUUGUCCCAUAACUUACAGGUGGAGUAACUUUUCAAAUGAAAUUGGUAAUUGUAAACUGAUGGAACUGCAAUUUUUUAUAAUAUACCGUAUCCUGAAGUGAUGGAACAAGAAUUUCGCAGAAGAGUUAGCUAUCAUAUGGUGAUGCACAUCAGUGAUAUUCUGUUUGCAGAGAAGUUGAACUACAAGUGGAGAAAUAUAUGUAACAAUCUGAAUCUAUUUUCCAAGUGUAUAUUGCUAUUCAGUUUCAUGUUAGAGUUGUUACAGAAAUUCCUGCUCUAUAGAAAAAUCUGUUUAUCAGAUUCAUGUUACAGUGGUGUACAAAGCUACAAAUGUUGCAAGAUUGUUUUGAAAAUGGCACUGUUGAAGUCAGUCACUGGGAGAUUAUUAAUGGGAUACCCGAGUCUCACUGCUUGCACUGUCACACAGGUCAGUCAGUAGAAGCCACUUUCUGGCAGCUGUUUGGCUCAUUUGAAAUGAGCUGUGGCUGUGCAGUUCACACAGGAUAAGAGAUCACCUCCAAGUUGGUGCCGUUGGUGGUAAUUUCACAAAGAAGCCAAAACUGAGUUUGUAUAAUGAUAAACUUUCUCACCACCUCUUGAGGUAUGCAUUGGCAAACAAUAUGAAGAAUUCACUCAGAGCCUGACUAACCCACAAGAUGGAUCUUCUCUCCUCCGUCCAAAGUACUUCAUCUGCUGCAUAAAUCAAAAAUGACAUUUCAUUAAAGGAUCUUCUUUUAUAUAAUUUGUUCCACAUGAACUUCUUCACUAUCUAUUUGAAUUCCUCAGAUUACUGUGAUUAUACCAAAAUGCUGUGGGCCAGGCAAUCAUUCACUUUCUGCUCUUUCACAUUCUUCCUGAGACCAAGAAAAGACUAAAACUGUAGCUCUGAAUAUAUACAUUUGUUAACUUUUAUGACUGAGUCGUUAUCUUCUCUCUUGGUUAUUUCUACCACUUCAACAGGUUAACUACUUUUUUUCUGUAACUUAAGCAUGGCUCCUAUUUGAGUCUAGCAGACAUAAUUAAGCUCUUCAUAACUUGUAUAUCAAAAUAAUAUAUGAAUCCCUAGAUAAAGCAUGUAUGCACUAGAGAAUGUCUAGAGAUGGUAUUUCAGUGAGGAGUUAAUUAUUACUGAACACUUAACAGACGUGGUCAAUAACUAACACUUGGCAAAACUUGGCAAGUAUUAACAUAUUAGCAAUAAAUAUUUCAAAAGUGAAUGUUGGUAUUUCAGAAACCACGUGUUAAAAUACUGAUAACUUUAUGAAAUCUAUAUUUGAAAACUCAUUGAAGCAAUCUGUAUCAUUAAAGUUAUGUUUUGUAAACCAAAA
Molecule: messenger RNA, 2321 nt
Organism: Struthio camelus australis
Lineage: Eukaryota; Metazoa; Chordata; Aves; Struthioniformes; Struthionidae
Source: RefSeq, a predicted model, not a curated record